CAGCAGUGCAGCUACAAAGAACAGACCAUAAUUUUCCUUCAAGUUACGCAUCUGGAACUCGCUGUUUUGAACGCGUGCUCUUCGUAUAGGUUAGGGAUGGCGGCUACCGUAGUGAGAGUCUUGUUAUUCUGGUACUAGCAACAUUGUUGUUCUCGAGUAAUGAUAAUUAUCUCGUGACUAGUUUACAAUGUUCAAAUUCUUGAGGGCACAUACUAUUUCGCUGCAAAAUGCUCGCAUCAUGUCAAUACGAUCCACCACACAUUGUUCAAUGAGAAUCUGUUCGUUUUGUAACUAUUGCCACUUUACAUCACCUAAGCUGAUCAAGAAUAUAGUAUUUCGCCGUUAUGCAACAAUGAAUACGGCUGAACUGUACACACCAUUAAGAAAGAAGACUAAACGUUCUAAGAAAUAUGCAGAAUUAUUAGAAGUAACAGAUCAAACAAUCGGUAACAAAAAAACAACUGUACAGAAGUUAAACGCUGCUCAUAUAUCUAUAUUGGUUGGACAGCGAAAUACUACACUAGACAAGCUACAUAAAAUUGGUAGUUCUCAUCUUAAUAAAAAAACACAUACAACACAAGCAACGGAGACCAGCACUAAUUUAAAAAAUAACUCGGUAUAUAGUAAAGAUAAGCUGGAUGAUGUGCAUCAUAUAAUAUUAGAAGAAUCUAAAAACAACUUGGAAGAUAAAACCAUGAUUUUAGGGGAACUAGAAGAAUCUGGCAUAAGUGAUAGCGCAACUUUGAUUAAGAACACUACUUUUAUAAACACAUUGCAUGAAGUAAAAAGUGAAGAAGAAAAUCAGGAUGAUUUCAUCAACAGCAAGUUACCAAAAACUUCAAAGAGUCGGAAAACUUCAGAGUUUAGUAAGAUUCCUUUUACAAAAGAGAAAGAUUUAUUUGAAACGUGUCCUUCUGAUCAUAACUUGAUAUCACAACUACUGGCACACAUAGAUGUUUAUAAUCAUAAUGGAAUGUUAAACAAAGGCUUUAAAUUAUUAAUGUUGAAGAGAAGUCGACUCAGUGCAACCAAGAUUCCCACUACUGCAGUCUACAAUCUACUUAUAAAAGCUUAUGCUUCCAAGUUGCAUCUGGGAAGGGUUUCAGAGAUCUAUAAUUUGAUGAAUGAAAAUCAUGUACAAUUGGACGCGGAGACGUUUGCACUUAUGUUUCAAAUGAUAGGAAACAUGAAGUCCCAGACAAAACAGGCAGAGAUGAUAACGAAAGUAGUUGAAGAUAUGAAUCAGCAUGGUGUCUUUUUUGAUGACGUACUAAACAUUUCGCAAAUGAAAGGAACGCAACGUGAAGCCAUUUACAAAUGUGUCUGUUUGGCAUCUCCGGAACACAAUGCGUCAUAUCCAGAUUUUGAACGCCCAUAUAACUGUAAAUUAUUGCAGAAUCUAAAAUUGGACAACUAUCACAGCCCAGCCAAGGGAGUUGUAACCUUGGAUGAACUGCGACAAAUGAUCCAAACGCAGAUUAACACAGAGAUGCAGCAAGAACUCGAAGUGAAGAAUAUCGAUAGAUUUACAGGAGAUGUCAAUAUUAGGCUGCAGGCAAUCGAACGAAUCGCGGAAUGGGAAAAGUCCUGGAAGUUAUCUGUGACAGAGGCUUUUGAAAAAAAUCUGUUCUACUUGAAACAAAAGGAAAUGAGAGAGCAACCCGAAUUAUCUACGCUUUAUCCAUUUCUGCAAGUGUUGUCGCAGGAAGAAUAUGUUGAUGCAAUCUUACGCGAGAUCAAACGCUUGGCCAGAUCCUCCGACGCUUAUAGCUUCUCUCUAACGUUUGUUUAUUUAAUAUUAGGAAAAUACAUUUACAAAAAGUACGAGUUUCACAAGAAAAAGGAAGCUAAAGUCACGGACAACAUCAUUCAAGUCUAUAAUAAGUAUUUGGAGUGGUAUAUACAGCAAAAACCUACCGACGUUGGCAUUAACGGACGUAUCAAGUGGCAACAGCUCGCUCAGGAGGUCAUGAAAGCUGGUCUUUGCCCUGAUAUAACAGUCCCGGAAUGGCCACGUCACAUUCUAGUAAACAUCGGCAAAUUCUUAUACAGUAUCAUCGUGAACGACGUGAAGAUUCCAUACGGGAUAAAACCAGGUGCACCUGAGCGAUUGAUACCUGCGUUUUACUUGCUCUUCAGAAAUCAGCAUGCGUACUUAACGGAGGAGAUCAAACCACAUCCUCAUUUACACAGAACUUUCAGCGAAUCUCACCCUGAAACGUUGACCUUCGAAACGGUACUAUUGCCGACUUACAUUCCACCACGUCCUUGGAUCAACACGAAUAUUGGAGGUUUUCUGUUUUCGAAAACCGAUUUUAUUCGUGACCCUUAUGUGGGAAUGAGUUCGAUGUACUUCAUUAAAAACACGCCAACGGAGCAGCUUUACCCAGCGUUGGAUUGUCUGAAUCAACUCGGCUCGAUACCGUGGAGAAUUAAUCAGCCUGUUUUGGAUAUCUUGAUUCAGAUUUUUAGAGAAGGUGGCUCAGAAGAGCUGAAUGUACCUCAAUCACCGUUGUCGUUUCCGUUUCUGUCUGAAUGGAUGAAAGAAUUAGCAGAAAAGGAGAAGAGUAGGAGUAAAAUAUCGACGUUAGCGAUACAGCAUAGACGCAAGAAAAACGAGAUGUAUUCGCUGUGGUGCGACUGCCUAUAUAAAUUAUCCCUCGCUAAUCACUUUAGAGAUCAAGUAUUCUGGUUGCCGCAUAAUCUGGACUUUAGAGGUAGAGCAUACCCAGUGGCACCUCAUCUGACCCACCUCACUUCGGAUCUAGGACGUUCAUUUCUCGUAUUUGCGCAAAAGAAGCCUCUAGGUCCGAAGGGUUUGGAUUGGUUGAAAAUUCACGCGAUAAAUUUGACUGGUAUGAAGAAACGAGAACCGAUGAAGAAGCGGCUGGAAUUCGCGAACGAGAUACUGGAUCUUAUCAUAGACAGCGCAAGAAAUCCUUUGAAAGGAAAAAGGUGGUGGACAGAGUCCGACGAGCCGUGGCAGACCUUAGCAGCAUGCAAAGAAAUAGAUAAUGCUCUCCAGUCUCCGAAUCCAGAAGAAUAUCUCACUGGAUUCCCUGUUCACCAGGACGGCAGUUGCAACGGACUGCAACAUUACGCCGCUCUUGGUAGAGAUCAGAUUGGAGCAGAAAGUGUGAACUUGUAUCCUUCGGACACACCACAGGACGUGUACAGCGUCGUCGUCGGUAUGGUCGAAGAAUUUAGGAAGAAGGAUGCUGAGAAUGGUGUCGAAAUAGCCAAAGUCUUGGAAGGGCAUAUUAGCAGGAAGGUUAUAAAGCAAACUAUAAUGACUACGGUAUAUGGUGUGACGAAAUUUGGCGCUAAGCUUCAGAUUACCAGACAACUGAGUGAUAUGAAAGAUUUCCCUCAAGAGUACAUUUGGAAUGGCAGUAUGUAUUUGGUUCAACAAACAUUCAGAUCCCUACAAACUAUGUUCACAAGUGCGAAAGAGAUCCAGGAUUGGUUUACGGAUUGCGCUCGUGUCAUUUCGACACGGUGCAACCAAUACGUGCAAUGGGUGACGCCGUUAGGUCUGCCAGUCCUACAGCCAUACAACAAGCGUUUCAAGACGACUACUGCUACUAAUGUUUCUAAAAUACAGAAAAAACCGGACACUAUGAAGCAAAAGAACGCCUUUCCACCGAAUUUUAUUCACUCGUUGGAUUCUUGUCACAUGAUGCUCACGAGUUUGCAUUGCGAGCAGGCGGGCAUCACGUUUAUGUCAGUACACGAUUGCUUCUGGACACAUCCACAAUCUGUAGAAAUUAUGAGCAAGAUCUGUCGAGAGCAAUUUGUUGCGCUUCAUUGUGAACCUAUCCUCGAAGAUUUAUCUCAAUUUUUUCAUAAUAGAUAUGUAAAACACUUAAUGAACGACAGAAUCAUGAACCGAAAGGAGGACCUUUCAUUACAGGUAUUUAAAAAACUACCAACGAAGGGCAAAUUUGACAUCAAUAAAGUCUUGUCAUCUCAAUAUUUCUUCAGCUGAAAUUUAGCUAUAUUACUUUAUGUUUCAAAAAAAUUACAUUUCAAUGAGAAAUGUAGGAAAUGAGAAAGUGAAUCACAAGUAUCAAGGUGUAUUUUUGUAAAAAAACGAAACUUGAACUUAUAAGUGGUAACUGUUUAAAUAUAAAAACAAUCACCUUUGAUUCAGAUUCAUUGACCUUCUAUUUGAUCAAUUGAUUUAUUUAAAAGGCUUUAAAUACAUCUUUUAUCUCGAAUUAGAUUUAUCUCGAAUUAGAUUUUUAAUUAUAUUUGUAAACAAAUGUAAGAUAUCUAAACUUCUAAUUAGCUUCGAUACAGUACAUGUAUUAUGCAAAUAAAAUAUUCAAAUUGACAAAA
Molecule: messenger RNA, 4341 nt
Organism: Harpegnathos saltator (Jerdon's jumping ant)
Lineage: Eukaryota; Metazoa; Arthropoda; Insecta; Hymenoptera; Formicidae
Gene: mtRNApol
Product: mitochondrial RNA polymerase
Exons: 14
Coding region: 188-3988 (1266 amino acids)
Biological process (GO): mitochondrial transcription
Cellular component (GO): mitochondrial DNA-directed RNA polymerase complex
Molecular function (GO): protein binding; DNA-directed RNA polymerase activity; mitochondrial promoter sequence-specific DNA binding
Source: RefSeq, a predicted model, not a curated record